Adineta steineri is the source of this 1203-nucleotide messenger RNA. Lineage: Eukaryota; Metazoa; Rotifera; Eurotatoria; Adinetida; Adinetidae. The record is from the annotation of a GenBank genome assembly.
AUGUCUCAGCCAUGCGCUAUACAAGCAUGUAAACGAGUUUCACGGACAUUAUGUUAUGGAUGUAAUCAAAAUUUUUGUCGUGAACAUAUGCGUGAACAUGAUUUAACUUUGAAUUCACAAUUAAAUCCAUUAUCAGAUGAAAUCAAUGCACUUGGUGAUCGAUUAAAAUCAAUAAAUCUUGAAAAUGCUAUUGGUGAUUCACGUCAAAAAUUAGAUAAAUGGCGUAUAGAUUGUCAUAAAACAAUAGAUUAUUAUUUUGAUGAAAAAUGUCAAAUAAGUCGUAUGCGUACAAAAUUAUCUGAAUUAAUACAAGAACAAGAAGCGACACAUCGAGAUAUUGAUUCAUUAACAUCAACUGUAAAAGAUCUUGAACGUGAAAUGAGUAAAAUUGAACAAACAUCAUUUCAAAUUGAAAUCAAAUCAUUAGUUCUUGAUGAUAGUUUAAUACAAAUUGAAGAUUUAGAUGUAAAUCGUUUUGAUUUAUCAUCAUUAUCAUCGAUAUAUAAAACAAUAAAUUAUCCAAGAGAAAAUUGGGCACCAUUAACAUGUAAUAAUCGUUAUUUAUUAAUACAUCAAGAACCAAAUUUAUGUUUAGUUGAUCGUGAUUUAACAAUAAUAAAACAAAAUUCUUGGAUAUAUGGAACAAUUUAUGAUAUGUGUUGGUCAUCAGCAUUAAAUCGUUUUAUUGUUAUAAAUGGUAGUGAUGUUUUUCUUGUUGAUGAAGAUAAUAUGUCUAUUGAAAAUAUUCAAACGCUUCAAAAGCUAUGGGGUUCAUCUAUAAUGGAAUUUAGUUUAUUACCAACAAUUGAACUUGUUAAACAAUGGCAAUCGCCAGAUACAUGUACACGUGAUGAAGUUAUUAAUGGAAUUGUUUAUAAUAAUGGAACAAUUUGUAUGAUGAUUAGAAAUCCAUCAGAAAAAACUAUACAUAUUGAAAUGAGAUCAUCUGCUACAUUAGAUAGAUUAUGGUCUGUUAGACUUAAUAUUGCAUAUAGUCAAAAUAUUCGAACUAGAUGUUGUUUAGUAACUCAUAAUGAAUGGCUUGUAGUUGAUCGUAAUACUUCACGUAUAUUUCAUAUAUCUAAAGAUGGAAAAGUCAAAUCAUCAAAUGCAUAUAAUCCACCACCAUUUUGUGCGACAAUAUAUGAUCAAGAUAUGUUAGCUGUAUCGACAGCACGAGGUGUAAACUUACAUAAACUCUAG